Messenger RNA from Diabrotica virgifera virgifera (western corn rootworm), 1324 nucleotides. RefSeq names its product G kinase-anchoring protein 1. Bases 3 to 1085 code for a protein of 360 amino acids. Gene Ontology annotation, biological process: signal transduction. Gene Ontology annotation, cellular component: Golgi apparatus. The transcript has 6 exons. The record is from RefSeq and is a predicted model, not a curated record. NCBI's taxonomy places the organism in Eukaryota, Metazoa, Arthropoda, Insecta, Coleoptera, Chrysomelidae.
AUAUGUCAUGUCAUUUGUCAUUAUACAAUUUUGUUGUAAUCAAAAAUUUAUCUAAAAGUUUAGCCGGAAAACGAUUACUUUAUAAAAAGGCAAAAUCACCCUCAACUACUUCUCAAUUCGGCAAUUUCAAUCUACCAGGGGCUUAUACGCAACUUUGUAACAUUUCCAAAAUGGAGCGCAACAUUGUACCUUCACGCUUUUCUUGUCUUAAAAUCGAAGAUGAUGAUUUUCAGCCAGUAGUUAACAAACAAACAAAGAAAAAAGCUGAUAAUAAGCAGCUGGUAAAGAAAGCGAUCGGAAAUGCUGGUAACAGAAAACCUGUAGAGAGACAGGAAUUAUCUUCUAAUGGUGCUUCCAAGAAGUCCAAGUCAAAAGCAAAACAUGAUAGCAAACAGUGGGAAGAAUGGCAAAAAAAAGAUGAUGAAUAUAUUAAUGAAAAUUUUGAACAAGAUCUCCAAAGUGCCAUAAUGCAAUCAAGACUGGAUUAUGAAAAUCACAAGAAGAAUUAUGCUCCAGAUAUCACUUCCAAAGGACAAGAAAAGCCAUCCAAGAAAAAGAAGACAAAAACUAUGUCUCUGGAUCAGUUCCUAGAAAAAGAUAAGAGUCCGACAUCUAAAACAGAGGAAAAAAAUAAAACACCUGAAAAUGAUGAAAAAUUUUUUGAAUCAGUAUUAAACUCAGCCAAAGAAGAACUCAGAAGAGAAAAGGUGGAACAAAACAGAAAAGAGAGGUCCAAUAACAUCGAGGAAGUGAUUUCCCUUGCUCAAGCUCAGGAUAAGCUUCAAAAAGAGAAAGAGAAAAAUGAGCAGCUUCAGAAAGAAUUAGAGGAAUCCAAAAAGGAGAUUACUUCUGUCAAAAAGAGAAAUAAGACUUUGUGUAGCAUGUUAAGCCAAGGAGAAAUGAAGGAUAAAGCUACACUCUUGUUAGAUCUGGAAAAAAUGACGACUGUAAAAGAAGAAUUGACUGAAGAACUAGCAAGGCUCCACAAGUUGCUGGAACAGGAGAGAUCCAAAUCUAGUGCUGCUUCAUCCAACUCUUUGCCUGAAUCUGAUAUUAAACAAAAGAACAAAAAGAAGAAAGGCUAAUGCUUAUUCGGAAUGCCUCUGUUUUGUAUAAGACUGCAUGUUUUUUUAUGUUUUUAAGUAUUAUAACGACUUUUUGUCUUAGUUUUUUAGUUGUUUUGUAUUUCAAAAAUUUAAAUAUUACUUUAAUUUUCUUUUCAGAGUAAGAGGUAAAACUUCUGCGUAACUAUUUUUUCGUGAUACUAGUUUUAAGGAUUUGUAUUUUCAUAUCUGUAACUUGAUAUAUUAAACAUUAUGUGUAA